AUGCGGGAAAAUACAAUGAGUAGCUUUCAGAACUCUUUGAGCACCACUGCCAAUGGACUUCCUGGUGCCACAAGCCCAAACUCUACACUCCUGGGGGCUAACAGCGGCAGUGUCAUUUUGAACAAUGGUCCCUCCAGCUCACCAAUGAUUAUGGCCACUACCAGCAGUCCUAUAGCAUCAAGGCCACUGCAGUCUGUACAGUCUCAGCCUGAGCAAAUCAUUGUGCCAGUUGGAAAUGUUAUAAGCACAGGUAAAAUCUCUGACUCCCUGACAACUCGGCAGCCAUCAACACCAUCCCAAGCAUCUGCUUCAGGAGGCACUUCACAAACACCUGCAGGCUCAGAUUCAAAAGGUGUACUAGAUAAGACAAGGCUUAGGGACUUGGUGAAAGAAGUCGAUCCAUUAGAGCAGAUGGAUGAUGAUGUUGAAGAUGUUUUGCUACAAGUAGCAGAUGAUUUUAUUGAAAAUGUGGUGGCCUCAUCCUGUCAGCUUGCAAAACAUCGUCGUUCCAACACAUUGGAAGCUAAAGAUGUGCAGUUGUAUCUUGAACGCUGCUGGAACAUGCAGGUUCCUGGUUUUGGUGCAGAAGAGUUUCGCCCUUACAAGAAAUCUAUAACAACAGAAGCACACAAACAGAGGCUGGCUUUGAUACGAAAGACUUUGAAAAAGUACUAG
This is a messenger RNA of Candidula unifasciata, 675 nucleotides long. NCBI's taxonomy places the organism in Eukaryota, Metazoa, Mollusca, Gastropoda, Stylommatophora, Geomitridae. The record is from the annotation of a GenBank genome assembly.